Messenger RNA from Rodentolepis nana, 1350 nucleotides. Lineage: Eukaryota; Metazoa; Platyhelminthes; Cestoda; Cyclophyllidea; Hymenolepididae. The record is from the annotation of a GenBank genome assembly.
AUGGAUUUGGUUCAUGCAUCACCCAUUCCUGAAGCAGACGCUCUUUAUCUUCGAAUUCUCGUUAAUUACGGCACCUUAUUGCUUCCUUUGAAUGAAAAACAUCUCAAUAAAGUUUUUGCUCGUCUAUUAGCCACACUUGAUGCUUUUAUUUUCAUCCACAAUGUUCAUCUCAUUUCAAAAGAAAAGCCCUCUCUUCGUGAAAAUCAAUCUAAAUUACUACUCAGGAAGCGCUCUGAUUCUUUUAAGGAUCCGAUAACCUUUGAGGCACAGUUUAAUCUCGAUUGCGAUUCAACUGAUGCGGGUCCAAGAGCUGAAGUUAGAUCUAUUCAACAGUUGCCAAAAGGGUUACAUGAACUAAGUGUGGACAUUUUCCUUCCUGUAACGCCAGAUACUCUGGAUGAGGAUUUAUUUGGUAAACUACAAGAUGCAGUUCGAAAUUACCUGACGGCUUAUCAGCGUGCACUGAAUUCGACUUUAAAGGAUAACAAUGCGAUGCCACGUUGUCUGUCAACCUACUAUUUUCUUCAUGAGAACCAACUUAUCCGCGUAUUUUACCCUCCUUUCUCCCAGAAUGAAUUAGAGCUGAGAAAGAAAAUGCAUGCAAUAUUGGAGCUGCCUCAAUAUCCCAUUCUACGACGCGGAUUGGCUCUCUUUCCGACACGUAGCUUCCGGCGACUUCUUGGUCCAAAUCCAGAGAACCUGGUCUGCCCACAUCUUCUUCUUCCACCCAUUCCGUCUAGUCCUGAUAUCACCGUUGAAAUUGUUCGUGGAAGAUACACCUACAAGCAUUACCUCCAAGAUGGUAUUGAUGACAAGAACUGGGGCUGCGCUUAUCGAUCAUUGCAGACCCUGGUCUCGUGGUUGCUCUGGCAAGGCACCGUGGUGCCCCUUCAGCCUCUCCCGUCUCAUAGAGCUAUUCAGGAGGCUUUAGUAAAAGUCAACGACAAACCUGCGAAAUUCAUUGGUUCUCGUCAAUGGAUUGGUUCGCUUGAAGUGAGUUUUUGCAUAUCAGAGCUCUAUGAUGUGCAAUGUCGUCUAAUCCCUGUAGCACGAGGGCGGGAUUUUACUCCAACUGCCGCCGCUGUCUUGGUAGAACACUUUUCUUCCGGUGGUGGACCUGUUAUGGUUGGUGGAGGAGACCUGGCGCACACAAUCAUUGGGGUAGCCAUUGCUGACUCGGGUAAGGCGCGAUACCUUAUACUGGAUCCGCAUUAUACUGGUACACCGGGCGAUUCAGCAACAAUUUUGGCCAAAGGUUGGGUUGGUUGGAAAGAAGAGGGCUUUUGGAAACCUGACGUUCCUUACAAUUUGUGCCUCUUGCCCCCUCCUGAUGAUGCAUAUCAGGUUUGA